Camelina sativa (false flax) is the source of this 1026-nucleotide messenger RNA. The record is from RefSeq and is a predicted model, not a curated record. Lineage: Eukaryota; Viridiplantae; Streptophyta; Magnoliopsida; Brassicales; Brassicaceae.
AUGUCUAAUUGGAGUUCCGAUCAAGAAGUUGAUGAAAUUGUAGAGGAGGUAGUUGAUAGUAUAGUGGAGGAGAUCCAAUACAACUACACUCACCCGGAAAUACCACCAACUCCAAUAAUCCGAAGAGUGCACAUUAAUAGAGACCGCGAAGAAGGCCACACUCGGUUGUGGAAUGAUUAUUUUAGUGAGAAUCCGACUUACACUAACGCGAUACAAAGGCGAGAUGCUACUGGAAGGCUCGGUCUUUCUGCACUUCAAAAAUGUACACCAGCUAUUCGUAUGAUGGCGUACGGAUGUUUGGUAGAUGCGGUGGAUGAAUAUUUACGACUCGCUGAAACAACCGCCCACAAAUGUCUUCUACAUUUUGUUGAGGGAGUUAUAAAUCUGUUUGGCGACGAGUAUCUCAAAAGACCUACAGCGGAAGACCUCCAACGAUUACUGAAUAUUGGAGAACAUCGCGGUUUUCCUGAAAUGGUAGGGAGCAUAGAUUGUAUGCAUUGGGAGUGGAAGAAUUGUCCCACUGCAUGGAAAGGACAAUAUUCACGUGGAUCUGGUUCGUUAAAUGAUAUCAAUGUCUUGGACCGUUCCCCGGUGUUUGAUGAUAUCCUAGAGGGCCGAGCUCCGAGAGUUACAUACGUUGUCAAUGGACGGCAAUACAAUAUGGUGUACUACCUCACUGACGGUAUCUAUCCCAAAUGGGCAACUUUCAUCCAAUCCAUUACACUUCCACGUGGUCGAAAAGCAAAACUCUUUGCUGAAUGGCAAGAAGGAUGUCGUAAAGAUGUAGAGCGUGCGACCAAUGACAAAGUGUUAUGGGAAGAGGCCAAGUCUUUCUACUCAGCUGCACUAGAUCCUUUGCCUGUGGAGGUUCGUGACCCUUCUCCUUGGUGUCAGGGAGGAUAUCACGGUGUUAAUGGGAGCACGAAGUCAACGACGGAGCCCUUCUCCCCUACAUUCGGAGCUUCAGACCUUGAUUUGGGCGAUGGAAUCCCUGCUGGCGAGGGAUGUCGAUUGUCAACGUUUUGA